Molecule: messenger RNA, 774 nt
Organism: Suillus discolor
Lineage: Eukaryota; Fungi; Basidiomycota; Agaricomycetes; Boletales; Suillaceae
Exons: 5
Coding region: 1-774 (257 amino acids)
Source: RefSeq, a predicted model, not a curated record
AUGGUCAACCAGCCGAAAACCAAGCGCGCUCGCACCAGCAAUCCCCAGUCAAACAAUGAUAGUCAAGUGGCUGGGGACUCUGGUGGUGACAUGCAAGUUGAUACUGAUUCAGAGGUAGGACACACCAGUGUUGGGCAUCGCACAAAGGCAGCCAAGAAUGGUGCAAAACAGAAGACACUUGGUUUCUUCCCGGAUCUUUGGGUCAAACUGCUGGACUAUACAAAGGCCUGUUUCAGGUUGCAUCUUGCCAUCGCAGACCCAUUCCCUGCACACGAGGAAGCUCUGAGUGACACUGGUAUAUGCAUGGAACUAAUCACGGAAUCAAUUGUGGCUUGGGAGGCGCAAAACUGCCGUCUUGAAGCAGGUUUCUACCUCCAGUAUGAGCAGGACAUGGCCACUGUCAUAAGGAUUUACAAUGAUUCUAUCAACUUUCGCAGUAAGAUCAAGCAAAUUGCAAUUAAUGUCGUUCCUGUGGAGUACAAGCUGAGCAGUAGUGAGAGUGAGAUUAAACAGAAGGCGAGUGCACUCUUGAAGGGCUUGAAUUUUUUACAUGGAGAUCGUGACAAGCAUGAUUGUGCUUCUAACUUUGUGCACAGCGGCAUCCGCUCUGUUUGCCUUCAAGCAUUCUAUGAUAGUGGUUUGAAAUUGUUACGACAAUUUGCUGAAUUUCAUAAUGCCAUCCCUUACAAGGCCCUUCUCCUUGUCAUGACCAUUAUGCUCAAGCAGGUCACAGAUGACGAAUAUCAUGGCGAGAAGCUCGAUGAAGAGCUCUGA